AUGAUAAUAAAAGGACUGUUCAGGAGGUAUGAAAGAUGGAACCCAGUACACCCAACAUCUGGAGCAUUUUGGGGAUUGGGAGUAGGAAUUGGUUGUGGUAUUGGAUGGGGUCCUGGUUUUGGGCCUGAGGUGGUUGGUUAUGUUGGAGCUGGAUGUGGUGUUGGUUUUAGUGUUGGUUUCACUCUGCUUGGUGCUGGAAUUGGUCUUCCUGCAAAUUGGCUCCUUCAAGUUCCUUAUAAUGCUGCGAUGGCAACAAGAAGUGGUGCAUUGGGAUUUGGUCAAUCUAGUGGUCUUCCUUUCUCCAAAAACAUUGCAGGGGAGGGUUGGAACAACAUUGCACCUUGCUUCACAAACCUGCAGAGAGAAGCCAGUGGAAGGUUCUCUAGCUUUAAGCAACAACAUCUUUUGGACAAAGGGGUUGAUUUAUCUGAAAUGAAGAGCCGGCUAAGUGUCAAUGCUAGUUCUAUGUGUGAAAGUUUAGAAGCAUUUCGGGGACGCUUCUUCCACUCUCCCAAAGGUAAGUUGACACAUACAACUUGUAUUCUAGUCAAAGGAUAA
This is a messenger RNA of Prunus armeniaca (apricot), 558 nucleotides long. NCBI's taxonomy places the organism in Eukaryota, Viridiplantae, Streptophyta, Magnoliopsida, Rosales, Rosaceae. The record is from the annotation of a GenBank genome assembly.